Molecule: messenger RNA, 3207 nt
Organism: Anopheles merus
Lineage: Eukaryota; Metazoa; Arthropoda; Insecta; Diptera; Culicidae
Exons: 2
Coding region: 1-3207 (1068 amino acids)
Biological process (GO): DNA integration
Molecular function (GO): nucleic acid binding
Source: RefSeq, a predicted model, not a curated record
AUGGCAGAACUACAGCAAGCAAUCCUUUUGAUGACGGAACUCCUGCAGAAGCUGGCACAGCCGAACAAUACGGAGCAAACUCUCGAAUCCUUGGCAACCAACAUCAGUGAAUUUUCGUUCGACCCGGAAAAUGGAAUCACUUUCGAAAAGUGGUACAGCCGGUAUACGGAUCUUUUCGAAUCGGAUGCCAAGAAUUUAGACGAUUCCGCCAAGGUACGCCUGCUGUUAAGGAAGUUGGACACACCAUCCCACGUCAGGUACGUCAACUUCAUCUUGCCGAAGCUUCCCAAAGACGUCGAUUUUGCUGGCACCGUCAAGAUACUAUCGCAAAUGUUCGGCACACACACCUCCAUUUUUAACAAGCGGUACCAGUGCCUCCAGCUAGUAAAAUCUGAAGCAGAGGACAUCAUUAGCUACGCAGGGAAGGUGAAUCGUUCAUGCGAAGAUUUCAACUUCAAAAAUAUGAAUAUCGAUCAGUUCAAGUGCUUGGUGUUUGUGAGUGGCCUUAAGGGUCAUGCCUACGCCGACACGCGUCCAAGGCUUCUUUCCCGGAUUGAAUGUGAAACAGCAGAAGCUCCCGUGAAUCUUCAGAACUUGAUUAACGAACAUCAACGACUCGUUAAUCUCAAGGAGGACACAUCGAUGAUUGAGCGCCAGUCAAGCUCGAAACAAGCGGUUCACGCUGUCCAGGAGAAGGGAAGGUUUCAUCAUCCACACACUUCAAAAACGGAAGGUAAGCUGCCUCGCACCUCUUGUUGGCAAUGCGGACAAAUGCAUUUUGUCCGGAACUGUCCGUUUUCGGAGCACCAGUGCAAACAGUGCAACCGAAUUGGCCACAAGGAAGGCUAUUGCGGCUGUUAUUCCAAACGGCAGACAGUUUCAGGCGGAGGGGAAAAGAAAACAUCGAAUCAGUCACCAUCGAAUCAGCCAUCAAAUCAGCAAAUGAAUCAGCCAGCAAAUAGACAAAACAACCCUCGGAAAGUCAACGCUAGAGGAGUAUACAUCGUGACCCACAUUGUGAACCACAUCGCUAACCGUUCCAGUAACCGAAAGUACGUGCCUACUUUGAUCAACGGCGCGGCUACCAGGCUCCAACUGGACACAGCAAGCGAUAUCACGGUGAUAUCAAAGCAAACCUGGAACAACUUGGGUAACCCUUCAAUCAUCAAACCGACGAUCCAAGCAAUCAACGCGUCGGGCAAACCACUUCAUCUGAUGGGUGAGUUCCAGUGCGACGUCAGCAUCAACGGAAAAACUGCUCGAGGCAGAUGUUUCGUCACGACGACUGCCAACCUCAACCUUCUCGGCAUCGACUGGAUUGACCUGUUCAAGCUGUGGUCAGUUCCUCUCGACUCCGUUUGCAAUCAAGUAACGACGAAGUCGAUCGAUCAGCAGAUUAGUGAAUUUCGAGCAAAGCAUGCAAAUGUUUUCAAUGAUUCACUGGGACCUUGCAGGAAAUUGAAGGUAAAGCUUUUUCUCAAACCAAAUGCUGAACCUAUUUUCUGUCCAAAGCGCCCAGUUCCUUUCAACACCAUUCCAUUGGUCGAUGCUGAACUCACACGGUUACAAUCAUUGGGCAUCCUCGAACCUGUCGAUUUCUCCGAAUGGGCUGCUCCCAUCGUGGCAGUGCGCAAACCUAACGGUCGAGUGCGCAUAUGUGCAGACUACUCGACGGGGCUAAACGAGGCGUUGGAACCAAAUCACUAUCCGCUUCCGACGCCGGAGGAAAUUUUCGCCCAACUCAACGGCAGCACCGUUUUCAGCAUCGUCGAUCUUUCCGAUGCGUAUCUGCAGCUUGAGGUGGAUGACGACUCCAAGAAGCUGCUCACAAUCAACACGCAUCGAGGAUUGUUCCGGUUCAAUCGUCUGGCUCCCGGAGUGAAAUCUGCGCCGGGCGUAUUUCAACGUGUGGUGGAUGGAAUGAUAGCAGACAUACCUGGUGUCCGCUCUUUCAUCGAUGAUGUCAUCGUGUUUGGAAAGGACAUCAGCUCACACGCAACGUCACUCAACCUACUCUUCCAGCGGCUCAAAGAGUAUGGUUUCCACGUGAGGGCUGAGAAGUGUCAUUUCUUUCAAUCACAACUCGGCUAUUUGGGGCACAUUGUGGACAAACAAGGCAUUCGUCCAGACCCCGAGAAAGUGAAGGCUAUUGCUGCACUCCCACCGCCAACCAACGUUUCCGAGCUUCGAUCGUACCUGGGUGCGGUCAACUUCUACGGUAGGUUCGUGCGCAACAUUCACGAAUUGCGGCAUCCAAUGGACCAGCUGUUGAAGAAGGACGUGAAAUGGCAGUGGACACCGGCAUGCCAACAGGCUUUCGACCAGUUCAAAAGGACGCUUCAAUCAAACCUGCUGCUAAUGCAUUACGACCCUAAGCUUCCAAUCAUCGUGGCUGCGGAUGCAUCAAGCACAGGCAUCGGGGCAGUCAUCUUUCACCAGUUCCCUGAUGGCAGCAUGAAGGCAGUACAACACGCUUUGAGGACGCUCGCACCCGCGGAGCGUAAUUAUGGACAACCAGAGAAGGAAGCGCUUGCGUUAGUCUAUGCAGUGACCAAAUUCCACAAGUAUCUGUUGGGACGCCAUUUCACACUGCUGACUGACCACAAGCCACUACUUUCCAUCUUCAGUUCUAAGAAGGGGAUUCCCCUACACACUGCGAACCGACUACAACGGUGGGCUCUCACGAUGCUGAAUUACGACUUCGAGAUUCAGCAUGUAUCCACCAACGAAUUCGGAUGUGCAGAUCUGUUGUCCCGACUGAUCGACCAGACCAUCCAACCCGAAGAAGAAUACGUUAUCGCUGCGCUGAGCCUUGAGGAAGAUUUGACUCCCACCAAGACCACGUUGGAAUCUUGGCCAGUACCUACCAAACCAUGGUCGAGGAUCCAUAUCGACUACGCAGGUCCGGUAGAUGGAGUUUACUUCCUGAUCAUAGCGGAUCCCUACUCCAAGUGGCCUGAGGUAUACAUGACCAAAACAACAACAGCGAAAGCCACGAUCAAAUUGCUGAAGCAAUCAUUCGCAACAUUCGGAGUUCCGGAAGUAAUCGUUUCGGACAACGGCACCCAGUUUUCAAGCCACGAAUUCAUGACGUUCUGCACUAGUGAAGGUAUUCGACACAUUCGAAUUGCUCCAUACCAUCCACAAUCUAACGGUCUUGCUGAAAGAUUUGUGGACACGUUGAAAAGACUGAAGACUGAAGACUGA